AUGCCUCCUAAGAGGCGAGGCUCAGGCAGAAAACGGCAGCGCUCGCCGACUGCCAGUCCCUCCCCGCGGCCUACGCGUGCAGCACGCAUCAGCAACGACGACCGAGUCGCUAGUCCGGUCCUUUCAGCCGACGAGCCCCAAGACAGUCCAGCUGGCACUGGCGAAGAAUGUGUGUAUGCACAAGACGACGGUCUCCACAGACUCUUAGAAAAGGUUAAGCAGGAAGCGGUAGCCCAAUAUAAGCGGAUCGAUGCUGAAAGGACGCCUGAUGAAGAGCCGACUGAAGAUAAGGUGCCCGGAGGCUAG
This is a messenger RNA of Fusarium subglutinans, 306 nucleotides long. RefSeq lists its product as uncharacterized. Lineage: Eukaryota; Fungi; Ascomycota; Sordariomycetes; Hypocreales; Nectriaceae. The coding region runs from base 1 to 306 and encodes 101 amino acids. The transcript is spliced from 2 exons. The record is from RefSeq and is a predicted model, not a curated record.